AUGUGCUCUGCUCGCAAGACCAGGGCCAACGUCAAUCAAGACAACGGAGAGAUGCCCAGUUGGACCGCGGAGCUGCCGAACGAGCUCCUAUACUGUUGUAGUAAGGAGAGAGACAGAAACAAUCAGAUGGUUUCAUUGCGCUGUUUUUCGGCCACAAGACAUGGCUUCUCGCAUCACUCACUGCGUUCUCGAAUUAGCGCGGCUCUGCCUGCUCGCCGGGAUAGAGCCGACCGAAAAGGCUUGGCCACCUUCAUCUCGCCCUCAGCGGCAGGUGGGUUUCAACUGCUGGGCGACACAGGGUCUUGGUGUUUCUUUCAGCGUUUCUGCAGAAUUCGCCGCACAGCUGAGCUGCUGUGUCGAUGA
Pseudozyma hubeiensis SY62 is the source of this 363-nucleotide messenger RNA. RefSeq lists its product as hypothetical. The record is from RefSeq and is a predicted model, not a curated record. The coding region runs from base 1 to 363 and encodes 120 amino acids. Lineage: Eukaryota; Fungi; Basidiomycota; Ustilaginomycetes; Ustilaginales; Ustilaginaceae. The transcript is spliced from 3 exons.